This is a messenger RNA of Drosophila innubila, 980 nucleotides long. Its product is annotated as serine protease grass-like. Gene Ontology annotation, biological process: proteolysis. Gene Ontology annotation, molecular function: serine-type endopeptidase activity. The coding region runs from base 24 to 911 and encodes 295 amino acids. The transcript is spliced from 5 exons. The record is from RefSeq and is a predicted model, not a curated record. NCBI's taxonomy places the organism in Eukaryota, Metazoa, Arthropoda, Insecta, Diptera, Drosophilidae.
CGCUCUCGAAGUGUUUGUUAAACAUGAAGUCGUUUCUAAUUUUAUUCUACUUAGCUCUAGUCAGGUUAGGCGCAGCUGAGGAGCUUAACCAAAAUGGAUUGAAUAUAUUGGAGCAACAGAAUUGCGGAGUCUUCAAUGAAAAUGAUUUAUCUCUUAAUAAUAACGAAGCUAAUCUUGGCUCCAGACCUUGGAUGGCAUUGCUUAAGAUUCGCAUUAGCGAUAAAGACAGUUUUGCAUGUUUGGGAACUCUGAUAACUGAUCGCUUUUUGCUAACCGCUGCACAAUGUGCCAAAUAUGGAGAGAUAAAAUCUGUGCGUUUAGGUGAGUAUGAUCAAUCAAAGGAUCCAGAUUGUAGAUCAUAUGACAGUAAAGAGAAAUGCCUUCCUUCCGUCGAGGAUAUCGACGUCGAAAGAGUUGUUCUACAUGAAGACUACAAAAACUCACUUGGAAGCAAUGAUAUUGCGCUUGUCCAGCUCUCCCGGAAAGUUGAAUUUAAAGAACACAUCCGCCCAAUAUGUUUGCCACUGAAUUCAGCACUACAACAACAAGUAGAAUCUCUGCAAAGUAUGCUCCUUACUGGAUGGGGUUAUGAUGAUAAAUUUUCAAGUGAAAACGAUGUACUGCGUGAAGUCAUUGCUCCAAUUGCUGAUCGUCAAAAUUGUUCACAACACUUGCGUGGCAUCAAAAUCGAGCAAAGUCAAUUUUGUUCCUAUAUGAAUGGUAUAUUGUGUAAAGGAACAUCUGGAGCCCCAUUAAGCAAGCCUGUGGAUUAUUUGGGUAAACAACGAUUUGUGCAGUUUGGCAUCGUCUCGUUCGGAUCCACAAGCUGUAGUACAAGCUCUCUAGAAGUGAACACAAACGUGGGAAGUUUUAUGCCCUGGAUAACCAGAGUAUUGGGACAGCCGUUGUAAGCCCAAAGCCGUUGUAAGUCAAGUACAUUUUAUUAAAUAUGUUCAAUAAAUCUCAGAAAUUCGCACUUC